Notodromas monacha is the source of this 5205-nucleotide messenger RNA. Lineage: Eukaryota; Metazoa; Arthropoda; Ostracoda; Podocopida; Cyprididae. The record is from the annotation of a GenBank genome assembly.
AUGAAAUUAUAUAUUGGUGUUUUCCCAGAAAAUCCCAGGACUGACCAUCGUCGCCCCUUCCCGACACCCGCGGAUGCGCAGAGAAGGUCGUCAUCAUCGUCAUCUUUCGCUUCCGUCGUCAUUGAGCCAGCCCAUGACGUCAUGUCACCCAGAACGGAAGCAAAAGGUCCCUCAUAUCGGAAGAAGGAAAAGAACCUUCAGAGACCCGAUGGGAUAACAUAUGAAGCGAGACAUUACAGCGUCACGCCGCUGGGACCCCGAGGUGGAUUGAUUGAAUGGGUUGAAGGCGGAUUCCCGCUGUUCUCAAUUUAUAAACGCUGGCAGCAGCGCGAAGCGGCAGCUCUUGCUAAUGCAAAUGAUACGCAGCAAGCACAACAGUCAUCGUUUCUGCGACCCAGUGAUAUGUUUUUCCGGAAGCUCGCUCCAUUGCUCCAGGAAAAGGACAUCAAGGUUGAAAACCGCAAAAACUGGCCGCUGCCGGUUUUGCAGCAGGUGCUUAAGCAACUGAUGAGCGAAACUCCGAAGGAUCUCUUCGCUAGGGAAUUGUGGGCGAACAGUUUGACGCCGAGCAGUUGGUGGCCUGCAAAUCAAACGUACUGUUCUUCAACUGCUGUGAUGAGUAUGAUCGGCUACGUGAUUGGUUUGGGAGAUCGCCAUCUGGACAACAUACUGCUCGACUUGAGUACUGGCCAGCUGUCUUCUUCGCCUAAUCGUUACCGAUCACUCAUUUUUUCCAAGGUUAUCCACAUCGAUUACAACGUUUGUUUCGAAAAAGGCAAGACCCUGCGUGUUCCGGAGCGAGUUCCUUUUCGAUUGACACAAAAUAUCGAGGCUGCUUUGGGCGUCACCGGCAUUGAGGGGCCGUUCCGUUUUGGUUGCGAGCAUGUGAUGCGAACUAUGCGUAAGGGUAAAGACACGCUUCUUGAAUUGCUGGACGCGUUUGUGUACGACCCUCUGGUCGACUGGACUCAUCUUGGAUCCGAAGUUAUGUGUGAAGCGUCGUUGCUUUUGUACGGCACUGGGAAGAAUCUGAAGGAUGCGGCGGCGAUGCAUGAGUCGACAGUAUUGCGGCGCCGCGAAAUGGCUCGUUCAACGACUCGUCAGUUGUUUGCCUUGCGACUUGCCGAGAUGCGAGUCGAAUGGUUGGCAAAUAGAGAUGACUUGGCGGAAGCCGUUCCCAAGCUGGCUUUGUUUGGUGUCGAGACUGAGAUGAUGGCUGUGGAGCGAAGAAUGCGAGAGGGUCAUGAAGCUUUGGUCGUUUUAAAAGAGGCGGAAUCAUCGCCAUCACACCCCUUACAUACUCUUGGCCAACGCUACUCGAGGAAGGUCAUGUACGUGACGACGACUACUGUUGCCCUCUCUGCGUUGGAAUCAAAGUUGAGAGAGUACGAAACAUUUACCCGAAGCUUGGAGGAUCUUCACAGGAAACUUCGGGGAACAAAAUGCCAAGAAUGGAUCGCCGAUGCAAAAAAGCUGGUUGCAUAUCUCCGAACAUCCUCGACUUGUGCCUUGGUUGUGAAAGAUUUCCUUGCACAAGUUGGAAAAUCCAAGCUUCACGAAGACUUUGAAUUGGCUGAGAUCGAGUUCAGCGCAUCGCUGGAGAUCCUUGUUUCCGAAAUCAAUUUGAUUCUGGAGCUGCUUCAACAUUAUGCCGCUGUAGCUCGCACUUAUUCGAGAAGACACUUUUCGAACAGUCGAUUGAAGUUCUAUCAGUCAUUCAUCGAAGAAUUAAUGGGCGACUUCACGUUGGCAAAGUGUCAAGAAAUUUUAUCGAAGUGUGAAGAGCUGCAGAAAGCAGCGUUGCCGAAUAACAUUGUGAGUGAUGAGCGUCUGCUGGUUACAUUGCAUGCUGCCGUCCUCUUUCAGAGAAUGCUAGCGGAAUUGCGAUCUCGUUUUACCAUGGUUCAACAGUGUGCAGAACUGAACAGAAGCCUUUUGGGACCCGACACAAAUGAAGCUGAAGCUGCGAUUUUAACUUUUUUGAAAUGGUCGUCGAACGUAGAAACAAGUUCAGUUGUAGGUGGAAACUUCUCGAAAAAACGACGGAUUGUUGCAAUGGAAGCAGUAAUCGUUUCCGUGUUGACUGGUCUGUGCAAGCAACUUCUGCAGAUGGAAACCGUGAUUCGGAGCGGCUCCAUUGAGACCCCGUCAGCUUGGAUUUUCGGCGAAACUCAGGUUGAUGAAUCAGGCGUGAUAAACGUUGGCUCUUUGGCGGAACCGUGGUUACAAUUGUCCUCAUCCGUUGACGGAUUAGCCAGAGUGCUUGCCUGGUCACCCGGGGAACAUUCAGACUCCGUAGGACCUGUCGAGUUUUCAACCGAUCGUUCUAGCAUUUUCCACCGAUCAACCCGAGCGUCAGCGCAUUGUAUCAUGAAAAUCCGGCCCAUUUACAUGCGAUUAAGGGAUCUGACUGUGUCGACGGAAUCGAUCGUCUUGCCGGAAACGAUGGCAUUGUUACUCGCGGAAAAUCCGUCUAUCUUUACGGUCAUGGAUUCGCUCGGUGAUAUUAUGCGACAGGCAUUUGAGGCUGAAAGUACUGAGACUCCUAACCUGAAGCCACUGAUUAUAGACCUUGAAUUGCAUCUGCGGUGUGUGACAAUGGGCGUUGAGUCUGAAAAUCCUCACUGCUCAGCGAUUGCCGAGGGACUGAUAAACGAUUAUUGGGGCUUGCUGAACACGACUGACGGAGUGGAUGGUCCAAAUGAGGGUGUAAAGCUGUUGAACGCCUUAAACGGACUGUUCAAGAGUUUGGAAGACACAUUGCAUGAUCUGCUCAUGACGUUUGCGUCGUUGGAAUUGUCGAAAACUUGGCAGAGAGUAGACCUUGUCGUCAGUGCCAGCUCGUUGAUGUCCCCCGUUUUCAGUCCCGUGACGUUGAAGAUCCUCAGCGACAUCUUCUUGAUCAAGCGAAUCCAGUGCAUAUAUGAUUUUUUCACCGUUUGCCACCACGUGAAUCGGAUGUGGAGAGGUGAAACAUCCGAUCCGAAGCUUUUGGUCACCCUGAGUAAUCUGAGGAUGAGCGAUUUAAUGCGGCCCGUGCGGGAAUACUGUGGGGAAUUCUUUUCCCGACUCGUUGUGGGAACGUCGUCGCAGAUUCUUUCAUGCACACUCUGCUACAUUCUGGAGCAUUCAGCUGGGCUUGACCUUGGAGAAUGCUUCAUUCCUGGAAAUGUUGAAGAACAAGUGGAAAUGGAAGCUGUGUGCCGAUCCCUCAUCAAGCGGAUUAUUCCCACCGGCAGCAGUGAGAUCAAUCUGACGGACCUUUCAACCUUGAUUUCUCAAUACGAUGCAUGCGUGACGAAACUUGACAAAGCGCAGGGAUUACAGGUUGAAUUGGCUGCCCUAAAGAAUUGUUUGGAUCGCUGGGAGUUGAUCGUGACUUCACAGAUGUGGUCUGAAGAACAUGCGUUGAGUCUUGCUUCGUUCUCCGGUGCUGGAAUUCCUACGGAUUUGUCCGGACUAAUGAGUCCACAAGGACGAAUUAUGUUUAUGGAAGAGCUUUCGAAGCGCUCAGUCAUACUCCUACAAAGCGUAGGUGUGGUGGAACUCAACACUCAAACUAUGAAGCAGUUGGUAGAUUCAGUUCGACAAAGGCUGCGUUGGGCGAGUGGUGCCAAUCCUGACGGCAUUAGAGAACUCGUCGAAAGUUUUGAGCAGCGUGUCUCGAUUGCCCACCUUUCAACGAAUGAGGGGCUUGUACUUGCAAAAUGCCUUGCAGCCACCGCAGAUAUCAUUUACAAGGAUGAGAUGCUUCAGCAUAAGGGGAAGCCGUCCGUUCUAACUGCCCAGCAAGAAAGAGAGUUUUUGGCGCUGUUGAAGAAGAGUUCUGAUGCUUGUUCCCUGAUGGAGAAAUUCGACAACGAACCCGGUGGCCUUCGUGGAAGCGUUGAAAAAACCAUUCUUCCUUUGGAAGAGAAAUUGGUGAAGCUCUUGCCUAUAGGAAAAAGGGGAGUGGAUGAGCAUUGGAUAUCUGCGGUGAGCGAUAAAGUUCGAGACGACAUCAACGAAGUGCAGACCAGGAUUGGUGAAGUUCGGAUCGAGGUUGGAACGAAGCGUGAAGUGGUUGAAGUGAAAGCCCGAAAAGUUCGAGCACUUUUUGGUCUGCAUAGGCUGCUAAUUCAUGGUGUCAUGCCGAUGCUGAAGACUAUGGCGAGGUGGAAAGAUGAGUACGGAUGCGGGAUAGUCGCUUACUUGUCACGUCACGCCACAUUUGCUUCCGAUUUCCACCGCUUAUUGGCUGUAGUCAUAGGCGAAUCUUCCAGCAUUCAUCGUGAUGACAGUGUUCUUCAGUUGUUAUCCAGAAUCGCCGAAAACAUUCCUGGUAUUUACGACGAUCUUUGGACCCUCACGACGCCUUCGCUGGGAGGCGCGCGUGUAAUUGAAAAUCCUGAUUUGAACUUGGAAGCGAAAGAUUCCAAGCUUGAAUUGCGGAAAAAACGCAAUGAGAGCACAUCGUUCAUUUAUCAUGCCAAUGAACCGAAUGAAGUUGGGCUGAAUGUUUGGAAGCGAGUGAAGUUGAAAUUGGAUGGCAUGGACACAGAAAUGGGAAACACUUGCAUGGAUAUCAGCCAACAGGUGGAAACAAUAAUCCAGGACGCAAGAAAUCUUGAUAACCUGGCCCUUUUGUACGAAGGAUGGACGCCUUGGGUGUGAUCACGGUACAAGCUUAUCCAGCCUCGAUGUGCUGGACAUCCUUGCAGUUUCUUCCCAGUUUUGGAAAUCGAUCGGCGUACGGUUAGAUUGAGACCUCUGGGCGACGAAUGUCGAAUUGCGCGAGGAAAUCUCGCCCAAUCAAAGCAAACGCCAAGUUUCAAUAACAUUCGAGACAGCGAAAUAACGCCGUCUUGCGUCGGUUUUCCAGAUUCGGAAUUCUGUCUUCAAUAUUCGGCACUGGUUUUGACUAAUGUCAGUGGGAGGCACUUUCCGAAUCCUUGCGAGAACUAGCUGGUUUUUUUGUUGAAGCUGAUAGAUUCGAUUUUCUUCGUUUCUUCACCCGUUCUCGACGCUUUUCGGUUAUUUUUGGUUGAUCUUAAGUCUGACGAUGGGAGGAGGUUCUUCAUGUGAAUAUCGAUCAUUUUGCAGCUCUUUUUUUCGUUUCACUAUUCGAAUGAUGCUCGAGUUAUUCUUUCUUUCUGUUAUAUCUGUCACUGUGUUGAUGAAUAGUUUGGGCAUUGUUGACUAAAAAAAGCACGAGGUGGUCGAGAA